Molecule: messenger RNA, 765 nt
Organism: Recurvomyces mirabilis
Lineage: Eukaryota; Fungi; Ascomycota; Dothideomycetes; Mycosphaerellales; Teratosphaeriaceae
Exons: 4
Coding region: 1-765 (254 amino acids)
Source: RefSeq, a predicted model, not a curated record
AUGUCAUCAGAGCAAAAGAUUGCCGACCUGGAGGCACGAGUGUUGGCGGCAGAACGUCUAGCAGAAAAGGCCCACAGCCGCGGUGCAAUCGAGAACGUCUUCAGUAAAUACAUGCACCUCCACAACCACUUUCAAGACAAGCAGAUCAAAGCCCUCUGGGUCAGGCGCGGCACCGAAGGCGUCCAUAGCCAGUACACCAAUAAUGGCAUCUACACCGACUAUGACUCCAUAAUGGCCUACCACACCGGUCGUCCUUCGCCGAAAGGCAAACUGAUUCUCCACUACACCACCACACCGCUAAUCGAAGUCGCUGCCGAUGGCGAGACAGCCAAAGGCUUCUGGUGUAUGGCCGGUAUCGAAAGCGGGACCGCGGAUCCGGGUAAUGUUGGCGCUAUGCCGGAGUUCCUGUACGAGCCUGAGAGUGCUAAUGUGGAUGGGAAGAGGGUGUGGGCGCAUUGGGUGUGGUGUCAUUACGCUAUUGACUUUCUGCGACAGGAUGAGGAAUGGAGGAUUUGGCACUUUAGGUGUUUGGAGGUGGCCAGGGCGCCGUAUAGUGAGAACUGGAUCACUUUCUCUGGGAAGAACCAGGUGGCGUUUGAUAAGGAUCUGGCAUAUUUUGGCAAUGACGGCAAAGCUGUUUUCAUGCCUACCCCUGAUGCUCCUGUCACGAAGAAAGCUGAUGUCUUCGGCCUGGGACGAUCUCGGCAGCUCGAUGUCCCGCUUCCAGCACCGUACAAGACUUUUGCAGACGUAGAGGAAUACUGA